AUGCGCUUAGGCCACGAAUUACGGCAGGGAUAUCGGUUUCUCAAAAACCGACAACGCAUCCUAUUUGGAAAUCGAUCCGAAGCGGUUCGAGAUCUGUUAAAAACGGCGGGCGGAAGUUUUGUGUUGAUAGCUGGUUACAUUAUUGUAUUACGUGAAUUUGGGGCCCCUACCCCAGAUGUGAUAUAUGACUUCCGGAAAUUGACCUCUCCAGAUUUCAAGCUUUUCGCGACUCAUGGAGAAUUAGCCGAAUUUAGCCUUGGAGUUUCAAAUCGAGUGAAAGGAGUACAGGCCGAGUCCGAGGAUUUGGCAAGGAAAGUGCGCAAAGCACAACCAGCAGAGACGCGGAUUGGUGGAGGAGCAUAU
Mesorhabditis spiculigera is the source of this 363-nucleotide messenger RNA. Lineage: Eukaryota; Metazoa; Nematoda; Chromadorea; Rhabditida; Rhabditidae. The record is from the annotation of a GenBank genome assembly.